GCACCAUACCGACAGACACGCCAGUGAACAGGGGAGAUACAUUCAUUUGAUGCCUAUGCAGCAGUUGGUCGCUUGUCUCUGUUUUUGGAUCGUUUCAUCUAAAUUAUCAGCUGUGCCUUCUUACGUCGUUAAGAGCAGAAUAUGCUCAUUCUGGAGCACGUGGAAAUCUAUCUGUAGAUACGGGGCUGCUGAGUUAGCGUGCCUCUCCAAGGCUUUGGUGAGCGCAAGGAGUCAGUCGUAUUGGUGCAUCGGCUGGAGACGAGUAAGAGGUGCGGAUAGAAUAACUGUACAGCCUGGAGAUCCGUAAGAAAAGCAAUAAUGGGCUCGUUAAUGUUGACCUAAUUCAAACAGUGAGUGAGAUUAUGUCCCUGUGGAAAUUCCGAGGACGGACUUUGCGCUCCCUCCUAGGGGACGAGGGCGCGGGGGGUUGUUCCCCAGAAGAUUAGCAUACGUUUCUCCCUAUGGAAUGCGGAGACGUUGCGAAAACCCCCUCCCCGGUAUUGAAUCUUGGAGUGAUUUGAUUUUUCUUAGGACUAUUAAACGAAAUAAACUCAAGUGACGUUAUUUGUGUUUCGAUGUGAGAGAGAUUGGAUAACAGCAAACAUAACCAUCAAUGAAUUUAAAAACAUUGACGACAGAUGACUGUUUCGAUCUUUCUUUACCUAAUUAUAAGGUUUAGUAAAAUCUACAUUUUUGGGCUGCAGCAAGCAAAAAGUGUUCAACGUAAAAAUAACUGUUGGCUUUGAUCUGUGUCGGAACAGCAGCAGCAGCAAUAUUUCCUGGAAACAAGACCGCUGCUAGGCUAAUCUUUGUUGAGUUGCAAAUUGGUUUGGUCGCUGUCCAUGGUGCUGAUGUUCCAGGAAUGGUGGAGACGCUAAGUAUCGCUGUUAUCGGAGCUCCCGGAGUCGGGAAAACUUCCAUAAUCCGUCAAUUUAUUUAUAAUGACUUCUCAGAGGUUUACACUCCAACCCGAACCAGGUAUGUGUACAGACCCUCUGUCAUUUUGAACGGUAACAUGUACGACCUGAAGAUUUUGGAUGUCCCGCCAAUUUCGUCAUUCCCCUCAAGCUCGAGCCAGGAGUGGCUGGACCUACGCUGCAGAGGGGUGCGUAAUGCCAACGCGUACAUCCUGGUCUAUGACAUCUGCUGUGUGGAGAGCUUUGAGUACGUCAAGAUGAUCCGCCAGCAGAUCAUGGAGCACAGGGAGGGUAGCAGCAGUGAGGUUCCCAUCCUUGUGGUGGGCAGUAAAAGAGACCUGCAGCGCCAGCGCUUCAUGCCUCGCAGGGCCGUCUCUGUGCUGGUCAAGAAGACCUGGAAGUGUGGCUAUGUGGAGUGCUCUGCCAAGUUCAACUGGCAUGUGGUCCUGCUCUUCAAAGAGCUGCUGGGCAUCGCUGUAGGGCGUGGCAUGAAACAGAACCACACCCCUGGGAUCCGCCUACAAGGGGCGCUGCAGAGGAACCGCUGUACUGUCAUGUGACCCAGUGGACUCCCUCCGGUGUAGGGUGAAGUUGCCCCAGUUUUGCAGUUUUCCCACUAAUGAUAAAGGUUAGGAUUGAGGGAAGGGAAGCUGACCCUAGAUCUAUAACUAGGGGAAACUUCACCCCGGAGCACUUCCUUCCCUCCUAUGUCAGAGCCGUAGGAACCUCAGUCACACCUCAGGGGGAAUUGUUAUACAGAGAAGACUUCGAUCUAAAUGGCUGGAAAACACCCCGAGGCCUCCUGCUUUACUGAGCUCAUUUUCAUAUGAGGUUUAUCUGACUCGGAUCCUGUAGCUACUAGGACUGACAUUGGUCCCUGUACUAGACGUGCAUCUUUAUCACCUAUCACAACACCCCAGUUCUGUCACAAUGUUCCCAUUGAGAGGAAGGAGGAAGAGGAGGAGGAUGAAGAAGAAGUUUUGUCAAUGGAUUUUGAGGAGUAGAACAUCUACUUCCACAGCUCUGGUCACAGGUCACCCAAACAAUUAGCACCACACCACCAGCUGUGGCUCUGAGCUCCCCAGAUUGCAAGGCAACAGCUCAUACAUGCUGAUGGUUGUCUGCUGGGUUGAGAGCUUGUGGACUGUGUGCAUCUAGUGGGAAUAAGUAUCAUUACUGACACGACUAGGUAUUCUCUCCAUAUUAGCUUAGUCUCAUACAUGUGAGUGGGAAGAAUGCAACUUCUUUAAAAGUUUUCCUUUUUUUAAACUUGAGGCAGUGUGAUGUGAGGUAGAUAAAUGCCCUGGCUGUCAUACUUGAAAUUGCAUUAUUCUAAGAUCGAUGCACCAUAGGAAAGGCUAGGUUACAGGGGUUGUGUGGUAAAUGUGGGUGAGUCAACAAGAUGGAUGGCUUACUCUUGGUUUAGUACAUCCACUUCCUCUGUUAGGGGUAGCAGCACCAGAAACCACAGCUCUCCAAAAUGCCCCCUAAACAGUAAACCAAUUCAUUUCUUGUUCAGGAAUUGUCCUUGUACUCCAGGUAAACAAAUAUUCACUGAUUGGAGGUGCUGGUACAAAAUUAUAGUGCUGUCACUCCCUCUUCUCAUUUAAAGUCUAUUGUUUAGAGGGGAUGUGAGGUUAUCUUGCAUCAGAAAAACACUGCUGUCGCUAUCAUGAUGAAGGACUUUAAUCCUCCCUUCCUUCCGUCUUCCUCAGUCUGUGUGCUUCUGAUGAAUACAUUAUAUCAAUGGUGCUCUGGUGCCUGCAGGAAGCUAGAGGGGAUGUCUGGCAUAGAUAUUGAAUGUGAUGCAGGGAUAGUAGGCAGGGGGUGUGGUUUUAAAAUGCUUGUAAGGUUAAGCCCAGGUUGAUGGGCAGGGUUAGUGAAACAGAAGGCCAAUGGAAGGAGAAUAGAAAGAAGUAGAGACUAUAUUAUGGGCAAUAAAGCUGCAGAGCACCUUGACCAGCACGACAAGUUGUAUCCAACCACACACACCCUCUACAAGUGUAGAAUGCCUCACAUAGAAUGUAUUAAACCUCCCUGCUCUAGGAUAUACCCAGACCACCACACACAAGAGAGCAUACACCCCCAGAGCAUUCCAAUAUAUUAGCAUCCUACCAAACAAACAGAAGACUUUCUGGAAAUAUCAAAGCAGUGUCUGAAUUGUGCAAGAUAUUUAUAUUGUUUGAGAAUGUGGUAAACAUGUGAUUGCAGACACCCUGUGACAAUGUUUGCACUGAAAAUGAGUACCUGUAUUGUACGUAUGUAUGUGCAUCAUUGAUUUGCAUGUUGUUGCUGCCAAGCCAGCAGGUCAGGGGUUAAUUGCACUGGUGUGAUUGUGUAGCUGUAAUUUAUUUACCUGUGUGUACUGUAUAUGGUUAAUAUUGGAGACUAUCAAAAGCAGGUGAGGUGUGUGUGUGUGUGUGUGUGUGUGUGUGUGUGUGUGUGUGUGUGUGUGUGUGUGUAUAUGUGUGUGCGCGCACAGGCUUCAUUUUACUGAAAUGAUAGUUAGACAGAUUUCUUAAAGAGAAAGAUUAUGUAGCAUCUGAGAGUAAUGGUAAUUUAUCGAGUAACAUGAAUGGCCAUCCAUUUAAAUUAGACUGUUUGUGUAAGUGUGUCAUGUUCCAACAUCAAGGGCUAAAUUUUCUAACAGAAACAUCACUUUUUUUUCAAUAGUAGGUGUUAGCUGUUUUGUUUUUGACAAUGGUCAAAUUAAACGUGUUGCCCACAAUA
Messenger RNA from Oncorhynchus tshawytscha (Chinook salmon), 3647 nucleotides. It is a transcript of the gene rasl10a, whose product is annotated as RAS-like, family 10, member A. Bases 863 to 1477 code for a protein of 204 amino acids. Gene Ontology annotation, molecular function: GTP binding; GTPase activity. The record is from RefSeq and is a predicted model, not a curated record. The transcript has 3 exons. NCBI's taxonomy places the organism in Eukaryota, Metazoa, Chordata, Actinopteri, Salmoniformes, Salmonidae.